Molecule: messenger RNA, 1205 nt
Organism: Coffea arabica (coffee)
Lineage: Eukaryota; Viridiplantae; Streptophyta; Magnoliopsida; Gentianales; Rubiaceae
Source: RefSeq, a predicted model, not a curated record
AAGUAGAUGCUGUUAUUUGAAUCCUUUAAAGAGGAAGUGAAAGCAUCUUCAUUUUACUUAGGAGUCUGGUGCUUGUUUUUUCAGCAUUUUUCAAAUCGGUAUCCAAAACUAUAUAAUCAAAUUUGUUUUUUCACUAAUAGUCACAGGAUUUUAUAAAGGUAGUCAUAAAAACAAGAACCAGGCAUAGAGCUAUUAGGCUUAUUUGCUGCUGUACUCUUAUAUAGGAUGUUAACCUAGAAGUGCAGAUGUAAGCAUAUUCAGUAUAGUUUUAUGGGGAGGGGUAAUCCGAAAUCUUAUGAAAACAAGUGAUUGACGUUGAUAAAAUUUCUCUAUCCAACAUCAGCCUCAAAUCUUUCAUUUGCAUAUUAGAAGAUGAAUAACGCAUGAUCUUGAGGACAAUGUUCCACAGACAUACAAUAGUGGCUGUCACCCUAGUUCAGUUUCAUAUUGCUCAAGCAUUUCAAGUUCUUUGGUUUGAAUAUCUUAAGAUUAUAGAGAAUCCUUAGGAGCUAUGGGAAAGUUGCAUGCAGAAUCCUUAGGUGUCAUGCAGAAUUGGCAUGCAUAAUUUCUUUUAUAUUUUUAAUGAAAUGAUUUGACACAAUAUUGAUUUUUUCAAUGUUGAAUAUUCAGAUUGGUGGAGUGAAAAGCGUAACAUUAGGUGAUGAAGAAGCCCGAGUAAGAAAUAGCAAAAAAAUCAUCUUUGAGAGAGUGGCUUCUCCCACAUUUCCUUUUUUGGUUGAGGUUAGGGAGCGGGACUAUUGGGCCAUACAUCGGACAGGAAGGAGUGUGGAUGCUUUGCUUCGUGGGAGGAAAUCGUUUGUUGAGAUUAGGAAAAGAGAUAAAGACAUGAAAAUCAUGAUUGAAAGAUGGAAGAUGGAAGCCUGAAUUGUCACUUUGGGAACUGGUAAUAUCAGUUUGAUCCUGUCAGCAGCUUGCACAGAGCUUCUUGAAUGUGAGAUUCUAACAUAGUUCUUGACGAAUGGAGGCUUUUACUGGUUUUUUGUUGCAUAUGAAGGAUGAUUGAUGUUGUAAAGCUUUGCAUAAGGUAGGUGGUGAGAUUUUUAAUGAUCCUAGAAUCCCGUCAAGAAGCUUAUUGGGUGACUUGGGAUCUCUAACCAACUCCGACUUUUAUCUUUCAAAUCCAUUGCAUGAGAUCUUACCAGAGAUCCUAGAAAAUUCAAUGAGAUCAGUAACUUUCAUAUCGA